GACAUUAACGCAGCUCUAUUUUUUUUCCCGAGGAAAAAUGUAUCUUCUUCGCCCACAGUCUUUCUCCAGGAUCGCUUUUAAUUCCUUUCUCUCUACCGUGCCACGGAAAGAUUGUCAAUUUAUGAUACAGUUUAAUAAAAACUGGUCGUGUGUCGGCUGAUUUAUUUUAGCUCAUAUUCUCAUAUUUCUGCACGAAAAUGCCAAGGUCCAAGAAGAGGAGUUCCAGGGGGGUUCCUCAUGGAGCUGUGCAACCUUUCAGCGAUGAGGAUGCCUCCAUCGAGACCCUCAGCCACUGCAGCAGCUUCAGUGAUGCCAUGAGUGUGGCAGACGAAGGAGGGGAAGCAGGUGAGGAGACAGCCCAGGAGGAUUUACAGUACAAGCUGAAUGUUUUCAUUGACAGCACUGUGGAUAAGAGUGCCAAGACCAGACAAGGAGCUCUGGAUGGGCUGAAGGCUGCCAUGGCAACUAGGAUCCUGUACGAGUUCAUUUCAGACAGGAGGAUGACCAUCACCGACAGCAUUGAGCGCUGUCUCAAGAAAGGUUUAGGGACACCGCAUGCCAGUCUCUCUUGGCUACGAGUUGAGGAAAGACUGACUUGGUUCAUGCGUUCCUAUGUGAAGGAGGAUGGGAGUCGCCCCUCUCUCAACCCCCAGACCACCCUGCUCCACACCAAUGCCCUCCUCUCCUGGGCCCUGCUGCUCACAAUCUGCACAGGCAGCCAGGUCAAAGCAGUCACACGCAAGCACCUGACCAAACUACCCCGGUUGUUGGAGAAUGAUGAUGUCAACAUGAGGAUAGCAGCGGGAGAGACCAUCGCUCUGCUGUUUGAGCUGGCUAGGGAUAUGGACCCUGCGUUUGAGUAUGAUGACUGGGAGCCCCUGUGUGACAAGCUGAACUCUCUGGCCACCGACUGCAACAAACACCGUGCCAAGACUGACAAGAGGAAGCAGAGGUCUGUGUUCAGGGAUGUGCUCAAGGCUGUGGAGGAGAGGGACUUUCAGACUGAGACAAUUCGUUUCAGCACUGAGCGUAUGACCAUCGACAGCUGGGUGAGGAAGAGGACAUACGAUGCCUUCAGGGAGUUUGUGGGCUCUGGUAUGAAUUACCACCUACAGGCCAAUGAGUUUAUUCGUGGUGUGUUUGAACUGGGACCACCCGUGCUGGUUGACACGGCCACACUGAAGUCCAUGAAAAUCUCCCGCUUCGAAAUGCAUCUCUACAACGCAGCUGCAUUCAAGGCUCGGACAAAGGCCAGGAACAAGUUCAGAGAGAGGGUUGACGUCGGGGAGUUUUAAUGGGUCCAACCUGCUCUUUUUAUUAACAAUCUUGAAUCACUGUUACUAUCCUUAAUUUAUCCAAUGGUCAAGUGGUUGGUAUUUGUAAAUAUGAGUAAUCAUGUCUGUCUCAAGUGAUGCCUUAAUUCCCCAUAUAAACUUGCCAGUGCACCAAUUUUAGCCAGAGUGUCUAUGUAGGGAAUAAAGUGUCAUGUGAGAUGCA
Molecule: messenger RNA, 1497 nt
Organism: Oncorhynchus tshawytscha (Chinook salmon)
Lineage: Eukaryota; Metazoa; Chordata; Actinopteri; Salmoniformes; Salmonidae
Product: interferon-related developmental regulator 1-like
Cellular component (GO): nucleus
Source: RefSeq, a predicted model, not a curated record